Molecule: messenger RNA, 2280 nt
Organism: Serendipita indica DSM 11827
Lineage: Eukaryota; Fungi; Basidiomycota; Agaricomycetes; Sebacinales; Serendipitaceae
Source: the annotation of a GenBank genome assembly
AUGCCAGCAGCAAUUCCAGGACCACGAACGCUCUACGACAAGAUCUGGGACGACCACGUUGUCGAUGCCCAGCCAGACGGAACCACUCUCAUUUAUAUCGACAGGCAUUUGGUUCAUGAAGUGACUUCCCCGCAAGCCUUCGAAGGCCUCCGAAAUGCAAAUCGUCCAGUCAGACGUCCGGAUUGCACAUUGGCUACCGUCGACCACAAUGUCCCGACUACAUCCCGCAAAAACUUUCAAUCCGUCAAGACCUUCAUUGAGGAACCAGACUCACGCGAGCAAUGCAUGGCUCUCGAGGACAAUGUGAAAGAGUUUGGUCUCACAUAUUUCGGCAUGACCGACCGACGACAAGGCAUCGUCCAUAUCAUUGGCCCGGAGCAAGGCUUCACGCUUCCCGGCACUACGUGCGUGUGUGGUGACUCGCAUACGUCGACCCACGGCGCGUUUGGUGCGAUUGCCUUUGGCAUUGGUACAUCCGAGGUCGAGCAUGUGCUUGCAACACAGACUAUCCUCCAGAAAAAAUCGAAGAACAUGCGCAUCACAGUCGACGGCCAACUUCACGAAGGCGUCACCUCGAAGGAUGUCAUUCUACACAUUAUUGGUGUGAUCGGCACAGCUGGUGGUACUGGAUCCGUCAUCGAGUAUGCCGGUUCCGUUUUCCGUGGGUUCAGCAUGGAGGCGCGCAUGAGCGUUUGUAACAUGAGCAUCGAAGCCGGUGCUCGUGCUGGUAUGGUCGCCCCCGACGAAACCACCUUCAACUAUCUCAAAGGAAGGCCGUUGGCUCCGAAAGGCGAAGAAUGGGAUCGCGCGGUCGCAUACUGGAGGACGUUGAAGACAGACGAAGGUGCCAAGUUUGACCGCGAGGUGGUCAUUCGUGCAGAAGAUAUCGUGCCCACCGUCACCUGGGGUACUUCUCCACAAGAUGUCGUACCGAUCGGUGGCAAGGUUCCCGACCCGGCUGACUUUACGGAUCCGAUCAAACGCGCCGGUGUUGAGCGAGCUUUGGCCUACAUGGGAUUGGAACCAGGAACGCCAAUGGAGACUAUACCCGUUGAUAAAGUCUUCCUCGGAUCCUGUACCAACGGCCGUAUCGAAGACCUUCGCUCUGCAGCAAAGGUCGUUUUAGCCGCCGGUUCCGAUGCCAAGGUCGCCCCCAACGUGCAUGCCAUGAUUGUCCCAGGAUCAGGACUCGUCAAGCAGCAAGCUGAAGCAGAGGGCCUCCACGCCAUUUUUGUCAAGGCCGGCUUUGAGUGGCGCGAAGCUGGAUGCUCAAUGUGCUUGGGUAUGAACCCAGAUCAGCUCCAGCCCGGUCAACGAUGCGCGAGCACAUCAAACCGAAACUUUGAGGGCCGUCAAGGCGCUGGUGGACGGACACAUCUCGUCAGCCCCGCAAUGGCGGCUGCGGCUGCCCUCACGGGCAAGCUUACCGAUGUCCGAAAACUCAUGAGCAAGGACGAUGGUACCACCACUCGUGGUGCCGGCGCUUCUGCUCCAUUCUUGACGGACGAAGUCCUCCCUCCUCCAGCCCCUAUUCCAGUCGAGUCUGCUAUCGGAAAGGCGGAACCAGAGAUACCAGAAAAGGUCGUACCUAGCGGAAAUGUUCCCAAGUUUACAGUGGUCAAGGGCAUUGCGGCACCAUUGCACAUCGCCAAUGUCGAUACCGACAUGAUCAUUCCAAAGCAGUUUUUGAAGACACUCAAGCGAACUGGACUCGGCAAUGCACUCUUCUACACCCUGCGAAAAGACCCGCAUACGGGCGCCGACACAGACUUUGUGCUCAACCGAAAACCAUACGACAAGGCAUCGAUUCUCGUCUGCGAUGGACCAAACUUUGGAUGCGGAAGCAGCCGAGAACACGCGCCAUGGAGCUUGAACGACUUUGGUAUCCGCUGUGUGAUCGCACCGAGCUUUGCCGAAAUCUUCAAGACCAACUCGAUGCAAAAUGGAAUGCUACCUGUUGUUCUCCCAGCCGAGCAAUGCGAAGAGCUCGCGCGCGACGCAGAAGAGGGCCUCGAACUCGAGGUUGACCUAGAGAAGCUUGAGGUCCGAAGACCGAAUGGUCGUGGCACCUUUACAUUUGAAGUCGAACCGUUUAAGCGGCACUGCUUGUUGAACGGUUUAGACGACAUUGGGCUCACGUUGCAAAAGGCGGACAAAAUUGACGCCUUUGAGACGAGAAGAUCCGACCUGUGGCCCUGGUUGGAUGGAUUUGGCUAUGUCAAGGGUGGAGGAAAGAUUGACGCCAAACCGGUGAGGCAAAAGAAGGGCAUCGACUGGUAG